This is a messenger RNA of Neofelis nebulosa (Clouded leopard), 3539 nucleotides long. It is a transcript of the gene AKAIN1, whose product is annotated as A-kinase anchor inhibitor 1. Lineage: Eukaryota; Metazoa; Chordata; Mammalia; Carnivora; Felidae. The transcript is spliced from 2 exons. Bases 449 to 658 code for a protein of 69 amino acids. The record is from RefSeq and is a predicted model, not a curated record.
GUCCAAUAUCCACGGGGGCUAGAGACAGCAGGUAAUUAGAAGCAAUUAGUUGUCCCCCUGCCGGGAAGCCGGGCAAUUACCUUUUUCUCUCUUCCUCUUCCGUCCUUCCUUCUCCCGUGGAAGCGAUAGAAGUGUUUUGCUCCCUAAGCAGCAGUGUACGCUGAGCUGGCACGGGCAUGAGGGAUGAACUGAGCAGGAUUCGGUCUCCUCCUCCCGCCGCCGCGGUGGCCGCCGGCAGAGCAGUGCAUUGUGGAGGCUGAGCGCGCCGCGGUGGCUGGAGCUGCGGCCCCGGGAUCGCGCGGCGAGGAGCUGUCCGAGGUGCUGACCGGCCCGGCCCGCGCCCUGCGCGCCUACCUGCCCUGGACCACUCCAAGUCCUGGCUUUUCUCCCACCCCUCCGUCUGCCUUUGUGUCCUCCUCACCUAGGGGCGUAGCGGCUGGAGGAAAUCAUGGUGUUCGCUCCAGGUGAGAAACCUGGAAAUGAGCCUGAAGAGGUAAAGCUGCAGAAAGCCAGCAAACAGAUCGUGCAGAAUGUCAUCCUGCAAGCUGUUCAGCAAGUGUCCCAGGAGAGCCGGCAGAGGGAAGACAGAACCGGUGACAACCAGGGCAACUUCCAGCUGGGCGUGGGGGAAUUAACCAAGAAGCACGAAAAGAAGUAACACAGUGGAUCUGGCUCUUGUCAUAUGCCUGGUUACCAGCCUUCCUCUUAGUAUAGGAUGCGUUGCCAAAACGUUGCCAGUAAAGCAAACCAAAGUGUCGUCAGCACCUAGCAGUAGAAUGAAUUCGCGCUAGUCCUUGGCUGAGAAGCACUGUUUUGAAAAAGUGCAUUAGAAGAUUCUGUUUAUAUUAAGGCAGUGCCUCUGAAACAUAGCGGGGCCAAAUACAACACUGUAAUUGCAAAAGUAGUUUUGCAACACAAUUUAUUUUUAAGGUUCUUUUUUUUCUAAAGAUUCUGUCUUGUUUGUUUACUUUCGCCCUUGAUGCAUCUUUCUGUGAAUCUAACCAGCAAUCCUUUUUGCUGAAAAACUGAGUGCAGUACUGUGUCCUUUAUAAUAUUUUAAAAAGACAUGCUGGAGAAGUGAAGGAAUGGAGUUUGUCACCUUCAAAUAUGGAAUUAAAGGCUUCACUGAGUUCAGGUCUCAGAUCAAAUUGAGCAAAGGCAAAUUUUACGGCUUAGUCCCUCAGGUCUUACAAGGCAUAUAUUUAUAUUACUUUUUAAAAAGGAGGAGUUUAACUUUUCAAGAACUCAGUUUCUUGGUCUCAGUUCUCUCAAGUGUUUGAUACGGGGUGUUUACCCUCUGUGCAGAAAUCCUUGGGAAAUACAGAUUUCUUUUUCCAUGUCAAAAUAAGACAAGUGAUAGAUCUGAAUGCAUGCCUUGCCCAUGACUCUGUUUUUUAGCAGCCCUGUGAAGAGCAACUAGACCCACAGAUUCCAUGCUGGGGAUACACUAGGGUCUGAUUAUGGGGUGCAGUGUCUUGGACGGAGCUGUGGGGCUUUAUAAAUACUAUGUUGUCAUCGGGCUACACAUUUGCAGUAGUACCUUACUAGUGGGAGCCUUUCUUUUCCCCUCCACAAAUUAAAAGUACAUUUUUGAGUUAUAAAAAUCAUGCACAUCAGGAAUAAAUAACCCUGCAAAUGGGAAAAGCAUUUUUCAGCUCUCCGAAGCAUGACAAUACAGUGGGAACAAUAAAGUAACUGUUUUGGGCAAUGCAGUAUAGAGAUCUACGUGUGUAUGAAAAAAGUCAUCUUCAUUGCCAUAGUAUGACUUCUGCUCCACUCCCAUGUGGAUAAUGCACAUCUCUCUGAAGUCAUUAGAACCCCAUAGUCUGGGUUUCACCACAGUCACUGAGUUGGUGCUACUGAGGACAGAGAGAGAAUUUGACCUUUAGUAAAAAAUCCUUUGGCUUUAGAAUAUCGAUGUCUACGUUUAAUAGUUUUUAAAAAGCCAGUAUUAGCAUAUAUGUUAUGACUGAUAUUAAGAUCUACUUAGAGAAUUCCAGUAUGCUACACUUUCCAGAAUAGAUACUAUUGAUGAUAGUAAAUGAAUGAAAACACUCUCUUAUCAACUGUUGGGCUAUCUCGUAUGAUGCACAGGUGGAAUAAAUUCACAGGGAGAAUGGCGAUGAGAGGGAGCAGAGGGGGUUAAAAUUAAAUGUGAUUUAUUCAUAAAUAUUUUUUGCGUCAUGAACUCAUGACAAUUGAAGAAGGAGUUUAAGUUGAUCUGAAGUCAUAUAAUUGAUAUAUAAUUGUACAGUGUACUUAAUGGGAAUGAAGGGAUUAAGGGAAAUUAUUCGGAAGGAUCUAUAAUAAAAAAAUAAACCCAAUGCUUGUAGUUUGCAAGUGAUCUGGCACCAUGUCUACUGAGAUGUCUGGGCAUAACCACCCCUGGACCUCGCUGUCAUUAUCGUGUGGCAGAAACACAGAAAUGUAUCAUCUUUCCUCUCUGGUGUGUCUGUGCUAACCCAGUGGGGAUCUUUGAGAACAUCUGAUUAACCUCUGUAUCUAAAUAUUAUUUGUAAAUAAAACAUACCCAGCUUUGAAAUAUGUUGUCAUUGUAAGCCAGGUUUCCUACACCCUACUGUUGGGCUCAUUUCAUCUGUGGACCUCACAUUUAUAUGGGACCAUGAGGCACCCCAAGUUUACCAAACCCCUAGAUGUCAUGACCCCGAGAGUGCUCCUUCCAUGGGCCUUUACUGUAAGUCUGUGGGGUGGUGGUUCCUGAGGCUUGGGCAGAAAAGGACCAGUGGUAAGAAGUGACCCUUUGAUCUCAGGAAGUGAAGGUGAGUGGAUCCGGAGAGUUGAAUGUCUUUCAUUAUCUUUCUGAGAUGGAACAUCUACAAAGAGGAACAGAGAUAUCGAUGAAUUCUUGGAAGAAGAAAACAAAGUUAAGCAAUCCCUGCCCUCCGUAGAUCGGUGCCGUAUUGGCAGAAUCCUAAGAAAGCUCAGCUGUAAAAAUAAACCCAUCUGUCAAACUCUUGCCGAUCUCUGUCAGUAUAAAGUUAUUGGCUUUGAAAGGAGCCUAUGGAUCCUCAUGUGGCAUAGGAUUAAGGUGGGCUUCCACUUAUUGUCAUAAACCAGCACACUGCUUUUGGUUUUGGGAAUUUUAUCUUCUUGGUUUACGACAUGGUAAAGCUUACAGGGGCCUCCCAGCUCUGUGUGAUCAGCCGUUCAUCUUUUACUUUGCCUGUCUCUGGAGUGGACCAAAGAGAAAAGUCCUUUUAUGUGGCUUUUCUGUAUUAAUCUAUGCAGUGUGAACAGUAUAAAUAGAUUCAAAAAAACAUACUGCUUCCUGGGCUUUAUCUCUAUUUUUCUUCUCUCUCUUUUUGAGCUGCUUUGUAUUCUCUUAUGGUGUAUUAUCUUAUUUCAGGUUACAAAAAAAUGAAUGGGCCAUUUAAAAAUAAACAUUGUUAUUUAUGCCAAUCAGGAAUGAAUAUCUGUUUUCAAGGUGUUAAGAUCUCUGUGAAAAAAAUGUUAAAAAAAGGAAAAUUUGAAUUUAUCCACUGUAACAGCCAUUCCAAUAAAAUACAAUAGAGAAUAAA